Molecule: messenger RNA, 939 nt
Organism: Chinchilla lanigera (long-tailed chinchilla)
Lineage: Eukaryota; Metazoa; Chordata; Mammalia; Rodentia; Chinchillidae
Product: olfactory receptor 8K3-like
Exons: 1
Coding region: 1-939 (312 amino acids)
Biological process (GO): sensory perception of smell; G protein-coupled receptor signaling pathway
Cellular component (GO): membrane
Molecular function (GO): olfactory receptor activity; odorant binding; G protein-coupled receptor activity
Source: RefSeq, a predicted model, not a curated record
AUGGAAAAUAGCAAUCUCACAACGAUGAAUGAAUUCAUUCUGCUGGGCAUCACAGACCGCCCUGAGCUGCAGGCUCCACUGUUUGUGCUGUUCCUCGUCAUCUACCUGACCUCACUGGUGGGCAACCUGGGCAUGAUCGUGCUCACCCAGGUGAACUCCAGGCUGCAAACACCCAUGUACUUUUUCCUCAAACACCUGGCUCUCACUGAUCUUGGUUAUUCCACAGCUGUGGGGCCUAAAAUGCUGGUGAAUUUUGUGGUGGAUCCAAACACAAUCUCCUACUAUUGUUGUGCCACACAACUUGCUUUCUUUCUUGUGUUCAUCAUUUGUGAACUUUUCAUUCUGUCCGCAAUGUCCUACGACCGCUACGUAGCCAUCUGCAGGCCUCUGGUCUACACUGUCAUCAUGUCCCACAAAGCAUGUCGAAUGCUGGUAGCAAUUCCGUACCUUUACAGUAUAUUUGUUUCCCUUCUAAUCACCAUAAAAAUUUUCACUUUAUCAUUUUGUGGUUACCAGGUCAUCAGCCACUUCUGUGACAGUCUCCCCUUGUUAUCUUUGCUCUGCUCAAAUAUGUAUGAAAUUGAAUUGAUAAUUUUGAUCUCAGCAGGUUUUAAUUUGGUUUCCUCUCUCGUGAUACUCCUUGUCUCUUACCUGCUCAUCCUUGUAGCCAUUCUCAGGAUGAACUCCGCAAAGGGCAGGCACAAAGCAUUAUCCACCUGUGGGUCCCACCUGACCAUGGUCACAGUGUUCUACGGGACUUUGAUAUUCAUGUACGUGCAGCCCAAGUCCAGUCACUCCUUUGACACGGACAAGGUGGCUUCCAUAUUUUACACUCUUGUUAUUCCAAUGUUGAAUCCCUUGAUCUAUAGCUUGAGGAACAAAGACGUGAAAUGUGCCCUAGACAGGAUGUGGAAGGAUGUAUGCAGUGUUUUUUCUUAA